ACGAGACUUUGCGACUAGGAGGCGGGAUUUCCGCUUCCGGCCACCGGCAGCUAUUUCCGUUUCCGGCCACUUGGCUUGUAAAGCGUGAAAGCGAGGAUGGACGGCUUGGUGGCUGUGUGCUCCGCGCGGUUGUUGCAGCAGGAAAAAGAGAUUAAGUCUCUGACUGCUGAAAUUGACCGGUUGAAAAACUAUACCUGCUUGGAAGCUUCUCCUAGUUUGGAGCAGUUGAAAGAAGAAAAUUUAAAAUUAAAGUAUCGACUGAAUAUUCUUCGAAAGAGUCUUCAGGCAGAAAAGAACAAACCAACUAAAAAUAUGAUUAACAUUAAUAGCUGCCUUCAAGAAAUCUUUGGUUGUGCUAUUAAGGCUGCAUAUCCAGGCUUGGAAAAUCCUCCUCUGAUAGUAACGCCAAGUCAGCAGCCCAAAUUUGGAGAUUAUCAGUGUAAUAGUGCCAUGGGUAUUUCUCAGAUGCUCAAAGCCAAAGACCAGAAAGUAAGUCCGAGAGAAAUUGCUGAAAACAUUACCAAACACCUGCCGAACACUGAAUAUAUUGAAAAAGUUGAAAUUGCUGGUCCUGGUUUCAUUAAUGUCCACUUACGGAAGGAUUUUGUAUCACAACAGUUGACCAGUCUUCUGCUGAAUGGAGUACAGCUCCCUGCCAUUGGGGAGAAUAAAAAGGUUAUAGUUGACUUUUCUUCUCCCAACAUAGCUAAAGAGAUGCAUGUAGGCCACCUCAGAUCAACGAUCAUAGGAGAAAGUGUGAGCCGCCUCUUCGAAUUUGCAGGAUAUGAUGUGCUCAGGAUAAACCAUGUAGGAGAUUGGGGGACCCAGUUUGGCAUGCUCAUCGCUCACCUGCAAGAUAAAUUUCCAGAUUAUCUGACAGUUUCACCACCUAUUGGAGAUCUCCAGUCCUUUUAUAAGGAAUCUAAAAAGAGGUUUGAUACUGAAGAGGAAUUUAAAAAACGAGCAUAUCAGUGUGUCGUUCGGCUCCAGAGUAAAGACCCAGAUUUUUUACAGGCUUGGAAGCUUAUCUGUGAUGUCUCCCGCCAAGAGUUUAAUAAAAUCUAUGAGGCAUUGGACAUUUCCUUAAUAGAGAGAGGAGAAUCCUUCUAUCAAGAUAGAAUGCCUGAUGUUGUGAAAGAAUUGGAAGAAAGAGGAUUUGUACAAGUGGAUGAUGGCAGAAAGAUUGUGUUUGUCCCGGGUUGCUCCAUACCACUGACUAUAGUGAAAUCAGAUGGUGGUUAUACCUAUGACACAUCUGACAUGGCUGCUAUUAAACAAAGACUGUUCGAGGAAAAAGCAGAUAUGAUUAUCUAUGUUGUAGACAGUGGACAAGCUAUGCACUUCCAGACAGUGUUUGCUGCUGCUCAGAUGAUGGGUUGGUAUGACCCUAAAGUAACUCGAGUGUUCCAUGCUGGAUUUGGCGUGGUGCUUGGAGAAGACAAGAAGAAGUUUAAAACACGUUCAGGUGAAACAGUGCGCCUCAUAGACCUUCUGGAAGAAGGACUAAAACGAUCCUUGGAUAAAUUGAAGGAAAAAGAGAGAGACAAGGUCUUAACGCCGGAGGAACUGAAAGCUGCUCAGACAUCUGUUGCCUAUGGCUGUAUCAAAUACGCUGACCUUUCCCAUAACCGGAUGAAUGACUAUAUCUUCUCCUUCGACAAAAUGUUAGAUGACAGAGGGAACACGGCUGCUUACUUGCUGUAUGCUUUCACGAGAAUCAGGUCUAUUGCGCGUCUGGCCAAUAUUGAUGAAGAGAUGCUCCGGAAAGCUGCUCGCGAGACCAAGAUCAUAUUAGACCAUGAAAAGGAAUGGAAACUAGGCCGAUGCAUUCUGCGUUUCCCUGAGAUUUUGCAGAAGAUUUUAGAUGACUUAUUUCUCCAUACACUCUGUGACUACAUUUAUGAGCUGGCAACUACUUUCACGGAGUUCUAUGAUAACUGCUACUGUGUGGAGAAAGACCGGCAGACUGGGGAAAUUCUGAAGGUCAACAUGUGGCGUAUGCUGCUCUGUGAGGCAGUAGCUGCUGUCAUGGCCAAGGGCUUCGAGAUCCUCGGAAUAAAACCUGUCCAGAGGAUGUGACCCUUAGCAUCCUUCUUAGGUUUGAACCCUGUGUUUUUACCGACGUGGCCAUUAGCACUGUUUGCUCUUUUUACAAAGAAAAAAGCACAUGUGCAGAUAAAACAAAACUAGUAAAGAUAAUUUCUCUAUCCAUGCAAAA
Messenger RNA from Cavia porcellus (domestic guinea pig), 2218 nucleotides. It is a transcript of the gene Rars1, whose product is annotated as arginyl-tRNA synthetase 1. Gene Ontology annotation, cellular component: cytoplasm. The transcript has 15 exons. Gene Ontology annotation, molecular function: arginine-tRNA ligase activity; ATP binding. Gene Ontology annotation, biological process: arginyl-tRNA aminoacylation. The coding region runs from base 97 to 2079 and encodes 660 amino acids. NCBI's taxonomy places the organism in Eukaryota, Metazoa, Chordata, Mammalia, Rodentia, Caviidae. The record is from RefSeq and is a predicted model, not a curated record.